Messenger RNA from Procambarus clarkii (red swamp crayfish), 3905 nucleotides. RefSeq names its product solute carrier family 23 member 1. Gene Ontology annotation, biological process: transmembrane transport. Lineage: Eukaryota; Metazoa; Arthropoda; Malacostraca; Decapoda; Cambaridae. Gene Ontology annotation, molecular function: transmembrane transporter activity. Gene Ontology annotation, cellular component: membrane. The record is from RefSeq and is a predicted model, not a curated record.
AGAACAAUAUUGAUUCUUCUAAUAGCAUUUAUAACAGCUAUUUGGUCAUGGUACAAAAAUGUACCGUUGAACCAACAAUGUUCAGGUUUUGUGCUAAAAAUGUUAGAGAACUAGAAAAAGCUAAAAGCAAAUUUUGCUAUCCAUAGGCCUAGUAUAACCCAUAUAUUACUAUAUUAGGCCCAAGAUUGCUUAGACGGGUUAUAUCCUUUAGUAAUUUAUCAAUUUUUAGCAUGUCAUUUGGGCUCAUUUAUCAAUACAAAAUGAACAUUUUGGGGCCGCAACAGUUCAUUUUUGUACGUGUGAUCAAACGCUUGUUUCCAUCUCUACUAUGUUAGAAUGAUGGGCUAUGCGCUUAUUUUAUUUAUAACUACAGUAUAUAUAUUGUUGAAUAAACUUGUAUACCAAAACUUAUUUUUGAGAUGCUUAUAAACUGGCUUCCUAAAGUCAAAAUUGUGUGUGUACCUCCUGAAAGUAACGGAAGCCUCAGUUUUCAUAGGACCUAAAAUAUAUAAAUAAAACACAUACAAUUAAACCUGGUGCUUGUGGUCACAUGUGGAAACCCGGAAACUAUAGCCUACAAUUUCAUAUUUAGAUUCCAGGAAAAUAUUGACUAGGAAAAUUCAUUACUAUAGGCUGAAGUGGAGAAUUAAGAGAAAAAUUGAGAUAUAUAUAUAAUAUAUACUGCUGAAUUACAAGGAAGCAAAGUUAGGCUAGCAGUAACCAGUAAGAAUCGAGGCAAACAGGAUUAGACGAAGAACCUGGGAGAGGAAGCGAGGCAGCAGGAGAACGUGUAGCAGCAGCCUAGGGCAUCAUGCCUCAUAACCAGGCCUAUGUACGGGAUGAAGCACCUGAUCUUCCCACCCAGCAUCAGGAGAACGGCCUGGAGAAUGGCUUCGUGGUGUCCAUGGUCCCCAUCCCGCCAGAGGAGCUGCCGGAGGACACCUCGCAUCCAGCAGAAGCGACGUCAACACAGCCAGCAGGAGCGACGUCAACACAUCCAGCAGAAGCGACGUCAACACAUCCAGCAGGAGCGAUGUCAACACAGCCAGCAGGAGCGACGUCAACACAGCCAGCAGGAGCGAUGUCAGUGUACCCGGAGGUGCAGACAGCGACACAGCCGGACGCGUGUACGAACGAACUGCUGUACAAGGUUGACGACGUUCCUCCCUGGUACAUGUGCAUCUUUCUCGGCCUCCAGCACUACUUGACAAUGGUCGGGGCCACCAUCACCAUCCCCUUCAUCCUCACUCCCCUCAUGUGCAUCGAUGACAAUGACCCCGUCCGGGGCAAGAUAGUCUCAAGCAUCGUCUUCGUCUCUGGCUUGGUCACUCUCCUUCAAGCCACCUUUGGCGUCAGGCUGCCCAUCGUGCAAGGCGGGACCUUCAGCUUCCUGGUGCCGACCAUCGCCAUCCUCACCACCAGCUUCGACACGUGCGACCUCCUCCCUCUCCACAACAUGACUGCCGUCGGGCGGGAGGAGGUGUGGCAGGUGCGCAUGCGCGAGGUCCAGGGCGCCAUCGCUGUCUCCGCCAUCUUCCAGGUUCUCGUUGGCUUCACAGGCGUGAUGGGCGUCCUGCUGACGUGGAUCACGCCGCUGACCGUGGUGCCCACCGUGACGCUGGUCGGCCUCUCCCUCUUUGACGUGGCCGCCAAGAAGGCGGCGCUCCACUGGGGGAUCUCCUUCAUGACCAUGGCCAUGAUGAUAGUGUUCUCCCAGUACCUGAGGAACGUCGCCUUCCCGCUCCCGACCUACACCAAGAACUCUGGCUUCGCCCUCUCUAAACUACAGAUAUUCAAGCUCUUUCCGGUGCUGCUGGCCAUGUGCUUCUCCUGGGGGUUCUGUGCGGUGCUGACGGCUGCCGGGGUCUUCCCCGAGGGCAACAAGGCCAGAACUGACCUCACUACGGACCUCCUCGACGGCUCCCCGUGGUUCAGGAUCCCAUACCCUUGUCAGUGGGGGGUGCCAACGGUGACAGUGUCGGGAGUGUUCGGGAUGCUGGCCGGCGUCCUCGCCUCCAUGAUUGAGAGCGUCGGCGACUACUACGCAUGCGCCAGAAUUUCAGGAGCGCCGCCGCCGCCGACCCACGCCAUCAACCGGGGUAUAGGCACAGAGGGCCUCGGGUGCAUCCUGGCGGGGCUCUGGGGCACCGGUAACGGCACCACCUCCUACUCUGAGAACAUUGGCGCCAUCGGCGUCACCAAGGUGGGGAGCCGCCGUGUGGUCCAGUUCGGGGCGGUGAUAAUGCUCUUGCUGGGGAUGCUGGGCAAGUUUGGGGCGCUGUUCGUGACCAUCCCGGAGCCUGUGAUCGGCGGAGUGUUCUGCGUCAUGUUCUCCAUGAUCACGGCCGUCGGCCUCUCCACCCUCCAGUACGUCGACCUCAACUCCUCCAGGAACCUCUUUGUUCUCGGCUUCUCCAUUUUCUUCGGCCUGGCGCUCCCCAAGUGGAUGGAGAGCAACCCUGGCGUGGUGCAGACGGGGAGCCUCAUACUGGACCAGAUCCUGACGGUGCUCCUCCAGACCUCCAUGUUCGUGGGCGGCCUCCUGGGCCUCCUCCUUGAUAACACUAUUCCAGGAUCUGAGGAGGAGCGCGGCCUCCUCAAGUGGAACGCUCAUCUCCUCGACCCGGCCAUGGAGGAGGAGAAGACGUCUGCUCGCUCCAGGUGCUAUGAUCUCCCCGUCGGUAUGGACACCAUCAGGAGGUGGUCGUGGUGCAGGUACAUCCCCGUCUCACCCACCUUCGUCGGCUUCGUACGCAAGCGGGUGUGACGUAGUACAUCCAAUAUGGCGCUGUACAUGUACAGAAAAUACAUAACAAUUAUAUGUAGAUAUAUUACCUUAAUAACAGGACGCUUGGUGUUUAAUGUGACAAUGUGCAAGACUGUGAUGAUUAACCUGACAAUGUGCAAGAGUCUUUGAUCAUUAACCUGACAAUGUGCAAGAUUCUCCUAUGAAUAAGUUAGCAAUGUUCAAAAUUUUAUAAUGAUUUAUCUGACACUGUGCAAGAUCCUGUCAUGACAUGGGAAUGGAACCUGCUGGAAUGUUGGCUGAUAAAUUCAAUCAUAGGAAGUCAAAGGUGGGCAGCCGGUCCUCAAAGGUGGGCAGCCGGUCCUCAAAGGUGGGCAGCCGGUCCUCAAAGGUGGGCGAUCGGUCCUCAAAGGUGGGCAGCCGGUCCUCAAAGGUGGGCAGCCGGUCCUCAAAGGUGGGCAGCCGGUCCUCAAAGGUGGGCGAUCGGUCCUCAAAGGUGGGCAGCCGGUCCUCAAAGGUGGGCAGCCGGUCCUCAAAGGUGGGCAGCCGUUCCUUAUGGAAGUUAGGAACUGGGCCAGAUUCACAAAGCAGUGGCCCUUGGACCGCCUCGGUCCUUGUAUUAAAUAUAAGAGAAAUAUAUAAUUGAAGCAUGCAAAUGAAGACAGUAAAUCAUUAAUAUCUAAUUUAUUGAAUUAAAGUUAAUUUAAAAAUAAUACAAUACAAAAUUAAUAUAAUGAAACUAGGACAAUUUACGGUACGUUGAAUUGCUCAGUUUCCCUAGUGACUAAGGUGGGCAAGCCGCCGUGGAGGACAAGUACAGAUCGGCAUUUCAAGAUGGCUGCCGCUGAGCUGAAAUCAUCUGGAGUAAAUGGUUCCACAGAGAUUGUACAGAACUGACACUGAUUUAGAAUAAUUGUUUGGUGCAUAAUUUAUUCCUAUAGAAAAUUGGAAAUACAGACGUUAGUAUUUGUAACAGCCUAACGCGCAGCUCUUUUUUUUUCUAGUGUUCAAAUUAGAAAAAUGGUCUAGAAUCGUCGGACCGGCGGGAAUUGCUUUACAAUAGACCGUUGGUCCCUGAUUUGGUCCUGUCUAGAAAGAAAAGGACCGACUUUUCCCGGUUACGGUCCUAAUAAAAGUAGGUGAGACAUAGUUGUAUGUA